Rhea pennata is the source of this 4960-nucleotide messenger RNA. It is a transcript of the gene KCTD10, whose product is annotated as potassium channel tetramerization domain containing 10. The record is from RefSeq and is a predicted model, not a curated record. Gene Ontology annotation, molecular function: protein binding; ubiquitin-protein transferase activity. Gene Ontology annotation, cellular component: Cul3-RING ubiquitin ligase complex. Gene Ontology annotation, biological process: protein homooligomerization; protein ubiquitination; proteasome-mediated ubiquitin-dependent protein catabolic process. The coding region runs from base 172 to 1107 and encodes 311 amino acids. NCBI's taxonomy places the organism in Eukaryota, Metazoa, Chordata, Aves, Rheiformes, Rheidae. The transcript is spliced from 7 exons.
CAUGUUCUGUGACAACACAGUUAACCACAAAGGAGCCUUCUGAUGGAGGACUGAUCAUUUGCGGUUCCCAGAGCGUUCGCACUGCUGGACUGAUUUGUUCUCUCUACAAAUGUGUGACCUUGUUAGCUGACUUGAAUCAACUCUGUCUCAGGGCUCCAAGCAGAGGAAGAGAUGUCAGGAGAAAGCGUGGUGAGCUCGGCGGUGCCAGCGGCUGCGACUCGCACCACUUCUUUCAAAGGGACCAGUCCAAGCUCCAAGUAUGUGAAGCUGAACAUAGGUGGUGCUCUCUACUACACCACCAUGCAGACCCUAACCAAGCAGGACACCAUGCUCAAGGCCAUGUUUAGUGGCCGGAUGGAGGUCCUCACUGACAGUGAAGGCUGGAUUCUGAUCGACCGCUGUGGGAAACAUUUUGGGACGAUACUGAACUACCUGCGUGAUGGAGCUGUGCCACUCCCUGAGAGUCGCAGAGAGAUAGAAGAGUUGUUGGCUGAAGCCAAGUACUAUCUGGUCCAGGGGCUGGUGGACGAGUGCCAGGCAGCCUUGCAGCAGAACAAAGAUGCAUAUGAACCAUUUUGUAAGGUACCAGUGAUCACUUCUUCCAAGGAAGAGCAAAAGCUUAUAGCCACUUCUAAUAAGCCAGCAGUGAAGUUGCUAUAUAACAGAAGCAACAACAAAUAUUCAUAUACCAGUAACUCUGAUGACAACAUGCUGAAGAACAUUGAGCUAUUCGAUAAGCUGUCCUUGAGGUUUAAUGGGAGAGUGCUCUUUAUAAAAGACGUGAUAGGAGAUGAGAUCUGCUGCUGGUCUUUUUACGGGCAGGGACGGAAGAUUGCUGAAGUCUGUUGCACUUCCAUUGUUUAUGCUACUGAGAAAAAACAGACAAAGGUGGAGUUCCCAGAAGCCCGCAUUUAUGAGGAGACACUGAACAUUCUGCUGUACGAGUCCCAGGACGGGCGAGGACCUGACAAUGCGCUCUUAGAAGCCACAGGAGGGGCAGCUGGCCGCUCACAUCACUUAGAUGAAGAUGAGGAGCGAGAGCGCAUUGAAAGGGUGCGACGAAUUCAUAUCAAACGUCCAGAUGACAGGGCACAUCUGCAUCAGUGAGCUGAGCGACAGCUGCGGACUGCACAGUCCUGUCUGGAAGGCGCUGCCCUCGCCUGAUCCACUGUCUACAGUAAAUGACCAGGCAGCUUAACUUCUAUUCAGCGAAGUCUGUAAAUUAUGUUUUGUAACAAACUAGAGUAUUUGGAGUAUUUAAGUGAAGUAGUUUUAGAACAAGAAUAAAAAAGGUUAUUGGGCAUAUGAUAGAUAUUGUAAGGUCCUGUUGAGCAUCUGGAGAAAUGCCCUGAAUUUUUAGCACACUCAUCUUUGCUAUUGUAUGGCUAGUGAGGAAGAGGGCUGGUUUCCUUCAGCUUCAGUAAUUAUCCUGCACUUAAAAAAAAAAAAAAAAAAAAGAAGAAAGGAAAAGAAAGAAAGAGUCAGUCAGCCAGCCACAUCAUACCUUCCCUCUAGGCACUCACUGACCUUGUCUGUCCCCUCCUGGGCCUUACGGUGUGCGAGAAAUGCCAUUUUCUAAACAAACCAGAGCUAUUGUAGAAUUCUCUCUCCUCCAAGCUGGUAGAUGAUAAGGUUGGUAGCUCCAGAGUACCUCAGUGUGACUUCUGGAAGGACAAAUGGCAAGUGCUGGCGAGAUUCCUGUAGUGCUUGGGGGCAGAAGGAGCCUGUGCAAUGCCAGGCUGCGUUGGUGGAUGUGCUCUCAGGGCAGAUGGAAGGGAGCACGAGGAACGGUCUGGGCUCAACUUGACAGGCAGGUGGCUGUGUGCUCCCAGCAGCUCCCGGGACCUGCCCUCGAACGGUUCAGUGAAACUCCUGCAGCACUGAACUGUGGAGACCAAUCCCUGCUUUAUUGGUGCAGUUCAUGGGUGGAAGAUGUUAAAAUUCCUCCAGCAGAAGCAAAUUGUAGUUGAUUGCUUUUCCUUAAAGGUGGUGUUGCUACCAACUAGUCAGUGCUUAAUACCUUUGCUUCACCCUAGAUCUCAGUUGGGGCGUUUAUUUUCCAUCAGAUUCUGGAUCUGUGAGCUGAGCUUUCUUUACCUAUGACAAACAUUGUAAGACUUCAUCACAGGUUGCUAACACUCCAUGCAAGCCUGGUGUAAGUAGGAGGCCAGUGGAUGUAUUUCAAGUUCUGUAACUGCUACAGGAGCAUUGUCUUGCUUUGAGUGAGGGCAGCAAGAUCGCUGUGGGGAAGAGGAACAGACAGUGGCACAGAGGGAGUUAUUCCUUGUUUGUCUCUAUCCUGAGCAUAUUCCAAAUCUCUUCAAGGAAAUGGCAGCUGUGUGUGAAAGGGCAGAGCUAAGAUGUUGCGUGAAAAACUAUAUUCUAGUUUUCUAAGAGUACUUUUCUAUUAUAAAUUAAUAUUUUAUCUACCUCCUAGUCUCUUGUUGCCUACUAUGGAGUCAAGUAGCAAGAUCAUGUAUUAUUCAAUGGGAUUGGAUGCUGAAGGAUAAUGAGAAGAGCCACAACUGUAAUGGUUAAUAUAACAAAUCUUGGGAGGGAGAAAACAGCUGCAGUAGCAAGCCUUAAACUUAAGUCAGGGUGACACCUUGGCAAAUACCAAGUUAUUUUUGCCCAUUAUAGAGUUUUUUGAAUCUUCAUCUGGAAUAUUUAGGCCUGGCCUUAAUGACCAGACAUCCCAUACAGAGUUGCAACUUCAUGUUCCUGUUAUUCAGUGAAGUGGUUGGUUGCUUUUGUCAAACUUCCUGCUGCAAAGACUCCUAUUCUUGACUCAAAACUAAUUAUGGUAUAUUAACACUUUAAAUACCAAAGGUGUUGUCAGCAUCACCAGCUGUGUUAUGCCAGGACUUGUAUUUCUAAUAGUGGUAUACAGUGUAUAGCCUGUCUUCAGCAGCUAAAAUAAAGCAUUAGACCUUUUGUUUGCUCAGUGGUACAAUUUUGGAGCAUUGUGUGAAACUUUAAAAAAAAAAAAAAUUACAGUUAGGUUGAGGACUUCCUUCUAGUGACCAAAGAAUCUUCUAGUUAAAGACAGCUGGUGUCUAUGUGGCAGAUGUGGUCAUUGUACCUGUCUACAGUUUUUCUUCAGAUACCGAUUGAUAUGUAAGAGCUCAGCAGGAAAUGAAGUGUCAGUUAUACGGUAGUUUAGUAGCUUGAGCUAUGUCCUGACAGUUCUGGGCUUCUAUUUUAGCUGUACUGAUGUUUGUGUUUGUCACUGAUAUGACACGUCUUAGGUUUGUGGAAGUUCACAGUGCAGAUUGUUGUUGUAAAGGAUCCGAUGCCUCUCCCUUCUUACAGGGGGAGGCUGAGUGGAAGGCAAGUCCUCUGAAUUGCUGUCUCUUCAACACUGUGUGCUUUGACACUUACUUACUGGCAUAUUAAUGGGCUCUCCGUGGGUUUCUGAGAGCCUGUGACUGACCUGCUGUGCUCGGUGUGCUGUACUGUUUAAAGCCAUUCAAAGUCCCUUGUCUCAGCCGUCCAUCUGUGCUCCUGCAGGAUGUUAGAGAAUGAAAAGGAAGCACUGUCUGCUUAUUGUAGAACACAGUUAUAGUCUGGAGAGCAAACCCUGCUUGCUUAAAUGCUGUAACAGUGGCUCCGUCCUGUAAGAUAUGAGUGCUGGACCAUCUUUGUCCUCCUGCUCAGCUGGAGAUUUAGCUGUGCCAAUUUCCCCAGAUGGUGCAGAGGAGACUCCAGCAACCCAGCAGUAGUUUUCAAACAUCGUCUAGUAGCUCAUUGUAGUGUAAUAGCAGGUUUGGCUCUAGGAGUUGAAGUGUGUUGACACCAGCACUAAGUACCUGACAGAUCACACCUAAAUGAUUAAUUUCUCUGUAAAUAGUUUCUUAACUGGCUUCAGCAUUUCCUCUUCCAGUUUUUACAAACUUAGUUCUUAAAAGGGGGAGGAAGGGUGAUUACCUUUAUAGUCUUCAUAUAGUUGUUUGUAGAAGUAUUGUUCAUUUUAAUAAGUCACUCCAGGAGAUUUGAGGCACAGGCUGGAUAAAUUGGAAAUUGUGUUGAAUUUAUGGACAAAAGCUCUGCCUUAACACACUCCUAAUUUAGCCCUCUAAUUGCUGUCGUUGUGUAAUAGAGAUGUACUGUUGUCAUGUGUUACAACAUCCUUUGCUGAGUGGCCAGUUGCCCUUGGUACAGGUUUGACUGUUCUGUCAAGGGAGACUUAGUGCACAAAACCAGCUCCCAUAGCCAGUUAAUGCCGUUGCACAACUGCUGUCAGAUCUUGAGCCUUUUUACUUUAAAUGGUUUUGCCUCUGUGGCUUUUUCGUUGAAGACAGGCUAGUGAACAGCUAUCCCAGUCACAAGCAGCUCUUAGCUUAUCUAGUACUGUGUGACAUUAACAGCGCAUUUGAUUCAUGCAUAUUACUCUCCAGAACACGCACUAAUACUAACAGUAUGGCAGAGCAGACUUCACUAAAAUCUUACUCACUGAAGUGCUUUUAUCCUUUAAAGGGAAGCAGAAAACCUUGCCUCAAGACUGCAGCUUGUGACAGUUAGGGCUGCAGGGCAGGCAGGAGUAAUCACCAGCCCCUGGCUUAAAGGUAGGUUGGAUGUGUUUACACUCAAGUACAUCAGUGUUGCCAUAACACCACAGAGCAGCUGCAUCUGUAUUUUACACGGAGGCCCAGGCAGGUUCUGGGGUCCAUGCUGGGCUCCCCCUGCUGCAAGACACUGCCAGUUCAAAGCCAUUGUAUAUGUUUCCAAGCUCUGGUCUUCCCUUUAAUGAAAGGGCAGGUAAAAUCUUUUUAGUCUUAACAGAAUUGCUCCAUUUCAUGGACAAUAGUAGCAAGUUCAUCUGUUCUAUACAAUCAUUCCCUACCAUUUUAUACUUAUGCACAAAAAAGCUUAUGUGGGAUAUUAAUGUAUGGUUUGUGUUUCCAAUAUGUACUUUUCAUUUUUUAAUAUAAUGCAAAAUAAAUUAGAAAUUUCAUAUUUA